This is a messenger RNA of Melitaea cinxia (Glanville fritillary), 2286 nucleotides long. It is a transcript of the gene pnut, whose product is annotated as septin-7. The transcript has 12 exons. Gene Ontology annotation, cellular component: microtubule cytoskeleton; septin ring; septin complex. Gene Ontology annotation, biological process: cilium assembly; cytoskeleton-dependent cytokinesis. Lineage: Eukaryota; Metazoa; Arthropoda; Insecta; Lepidoptera; Nymphalidae. The coding region runs from base 1 to 2166 and encodes 721 amino acids. The record is from RefSeq and is a predicted model, not a curated record. Gene Ontology annotation, molecular function: GTPase activity; GTP binding; molecular adaptor activity.
AUGAACGGCAGCACGACGACGGUGAAUGGUGGCGCCGUCAACGGUAGCAACGGAGCUAUCAACGGAAUCGGAGCUGCACCACGUACCGCAACUCUUGGAACGCCUAACAGUUAUGCAUACACGUCCAGUGGUUCGUUACUCGGGCGUGGUGGUUCAGCCAGACCCGUACCGCCUCCGACCCUCCCGAAAUACAGCGGAUCGUUUAGUGCAGGAAGCAGUCUUAGUGCAACAGGAUUGAGAGAUCGGGACAGAGAAGGAACAGGUGGAUCUCAUAGAUUGGCUAGUCUCGAAAGAUUGGCUCUUCGGCAGCGUAUUAUUGAACAAAAUGCAAAUAAUCAGGUGGCGAGUGUGACGUCUAACAAUACUACUGGUCCUACCUCAGCUACAGUCACCCUUACCGAUACGGCAACGUUGCAGAGUAAGCGGGAGCUGUUUUUUAAAUCGGACACAGUGAGCGGCGGCGGGGUGAGUGCCACGGGUCUGCCAAAUGCCGCGCCGCCGGUUCCGCCGAUGGCACCAUCAGCCCUUAAAGACGCUCUCGCUAAACGUUCUGCGACUUUGCCCGAUCCGCCAGAAAGUGGGCACCAUGAGCCAAAUGGAACUGCUGCAGUGAAGCUCAGUAAUAGCGUGUCUGUGGAAACAGUAGGAAAAACGUCUUCUAUGCCUCCUCAAAUGCCUGCACCGCCGGUACCCACAACGGCACCACCUCCCGUCACCGCUCCCUUAAGGAGUACGGAGAACAUAAUGAAGAAAUCUGACCACCCACCAGUUGCACCGAAACCAGACCUACCUAAGAUAGAAAAGCCAAAAACCAAAGAAUUAGAUGGGUAUGUUGGGUUUGCAAAUCUACCAAAUCAAGUGUACAGGAAAGCGGUCAAGAAAGGAUUCGAAUUCACGUUAAUGGUUGUAGGUGAAACGGGAUUGGGCAAAUCGACAUUAAUUAACUCUCUGUUUUUGACGGAUGUGUAUGAUAAAGACAAGCAUCCAGGACCUUCACUACGCGUUAAGAAGACCGUGGGCGUUGAAACUAGCGUGGUCCUUCUAAAGGAGAAUGGUGUCAACCUCACUCUGACAAUUGUCGACACGCCGGGAUUCGGUGAUGCUGUGGACAAUAGCAAUUGCUGGCAACCUAUAAUCGACUUCGUAGAAUCGAAAUAUGAAGAAUUCUUGAACGCAGAGUCACGGGUGACUCGUAAAGCUGCUCCGCCAGAUACGCGAGUCCAUUGCUGCCUGUACUUCAUAGCGCCCAGCGGGCAUGGGCUCAAACCGCUCGAUGUAGAGUUUAUGCAGAGACUCAGCGACAAAGUCAAUAUUAUACCCGUGAUCGCGAAGGCCGAUACGAUGACGCCCGAAGAAUGCAAGGAUUUCAAAGAACAAAUUCUGAAGGAGAUCGCGCAGCACAAGAUCAAGAUCUACGACUUCCCGGAGAGCUCGGGCGAGGAGGGCGAGGGCGCGGACGCGGCGCGGGCGCUGCGCACGCGCGUGCCCUUCGCCGUCGUGGGCGCCAACUGCGUCGUGGAGCUGGACGGGCGGCGCGUGCGCGGCCGCAAGUACCCCUGGGGCGUCGCCGAGGUCGAAAAUUUGGAGCACUGUGAUUUCCUGGCGCUUCGCAACAUGGUGAUUAGGACUCACCUUCAGGAUCUUAAGGACGUGACCAGCUCCGUGCACUAUGAGAACUAUCGCUGCCGCAAGCUGGCCGGCCUCUCUCACGAUGGAAAACCGCACAGGAUUAACUCUAACAAUUUCUGCCCGCAAGGACUGAUGAACAGUUUCAUGACCGUGUGGAAUCCUCUGGCUCAGAUGGAAGAAGAGAAGAGAGAACACGACCUUAAAAUGAAGAAAAUGGAAAGUGAUAUGGAACAGGUGUUCGAGCUGAAGGUGCGCGAGAAGCGGGCGAAGCUGAAGGAGUCGGAGACGGAGCUGGCGCGGCGGCACGAGGCCACGCGGCGCGCGCUGGAGGCGCAGGCGCGCGAGCUGGACGAGCGCGCGCGCGCGCUGGCGGCCGAGCGCGCCGCCUGGGAGCGCGACUCCGGCCUGUCGCUGGACGAGCUGCGGCGCCGCUCGCUCGAGGCCAACAGCCGGGAGACGGUCGACGGCAAGGAUAAAAAGGAUAAGAAAAAGAAAGAUUGGUCAUUUAAGAAUGUCACAUCCGGAAUAUCUAUAUAAAGUAAGAAGAUCUAUUUAUUUACCCCGUAAGACUAAUUAAUAAAGACCAAGGUUUGUAAUAAACGCUGAAACAACGAUUAUAAAAGACUAAUAAUAUAAUAUAAAACAUUCGAUACCAAA